UCUACGAACGCGCGCUUGGCGCGAGCGUUCUUGAGAAAGAAGAAAUGAUCCUUUGAGUCGCGUCGCUCGUUUUUGUACUCCUGCUGCUGCAGCCUUCGCCUGUGUCAAUGGACGAAAACUCUUUUUUGAACGAUACCAACCUGUCAUCGCUGCACACUUCUGAACCACAAGCAACGUCGACAGUUCUCCCUGAACAACGGAUUCGCCGUUCACGCCCAGCAUGCACCGACAUUGCCACGGACCUCUUUCGCAAAACCAGGGAUGACGACUCAUCUCUGGGCAUCUUAGCCAGCAAUGAUUGUCUAGAUUUCAGCCUUCUCGGUACAUCGGCAAGGUCGCCAGCUGCUGAACAGGCCGUGAUGGAGGAGGCACCUUUGAUGAGUUCAAGCGCAUACCUGAAGGAACGCUUUGAUGUAUCUGAUGCAGAUAUUGAGGCUCAGGCUGCCCUAGGUUUCGAGGAAAGCUUCACAGAUGCUGUUGCAGAGAUAAUUGAACAUGACGAGCAGCAGUUCAACAGGGAGCAUCUUCUGGAUGCCUAUGAAGAACAUCCAUCCUGCGAAAAUGAACAGCUUGGCGAAAUUAGCCGGCCUUCGUGGAUGUCCAGCGGUGAAGAUGACCGCAUCACGAUUAGUGCGUACCUGCAAAGUCGGUCAGCACCAAUGGAUCCUGUAGAGCUAUUCUCAAAAGCACCUCCACUUGCUCAAGAAACCAAAAAGGAGUCUGCACCAGCACCAAACAAGCGAACUAUUCGUGAACUUGUCGAACAACAGCUUGGAAUGAGAAAGUCUACCUACAGGGAGCAGUGUGGCGAUGAGUCAUGGGAGAGCAGCCUAACAUCGGUGCAAUCUGAGUCGGGCAUAGACUAUUCCCUGAGGGCGCAUCCGCGAGCAGGUCAAAGGGGCCAGCCAACCGACAGGCCGGCGCCACUCGUAUCAGUCACGCGGGUUCCUCCAAGCAGGACUCUCAAAUUUCUCACAAGGAUGGUCAGUUCAAGCGCCCCUUCGAUCCCGCUCCUCGUACACGAGCAGCUCAAUUAUCCACUGGAUCCACUUUGCCUUCUACACCGAACUCCCAAUCCUCCAGCCUGGGCUCCACGUGUUCAUCGAUGGCGUCACAAAUUGCCCCACACGUGUUGGCAUCUCGCAAAAAAGACAGGUCACAGCUUCCGGUCCGCAGCAAUGUGCCACAUCUUGGCAGCUCCGUAAACCAGAACGUUUCCUCACUCAAGUCCCCGUCGACGGUUCACCGUAAAGUGUCUCCCAUUGUUUCUAAGAUCAGUCGUGGCCCUCAUAGUGUGAGCGGGGCUGUCCAGCGCUCUCAGUGUAGUGGCAAUACCGAAUUCAAG
Molecule: messenger RNA, 1345 nt
Organism: Rhipicephalus microplus (southern cattle tick)
Lineage: Eukaryota; Metazoa; Arthropoda; Arachnida; Ixodida; Ixodidae
Source: RefSeq, a predicted model, not a curated record